Messenger RNA from Aricia agestis (brown argus), 1894 nucleotides. Its product is annotated as zinc finger protein 567-like. Bases 70 to 1779 code for a protein of 569 amino acids. Lineage: Eukaryota; Metazoa; Arthropoda; Insecta; Lepidoptera; Lycaenidae. The transcript has 8 exons. The record is from RefSeq and is a predicted model, not a curated record.
UUAUCUUACAUUAAAUCGUAUCGCACGUUUUUAGUUGUGACUCGUAGUUACUCUGUUUUCGACUGAAAAAUGGAACAAGCCUCUUGUUUAGUAUGUUUUCAUCCUUCAAAAAAUGUUAGCGAUAUUGUAAAUAACAAUUUAUGGAAUGUCUGUGAGCAGUUAGCAGAGAUAAAGUUGGAAAACCCGCCUAGAAUAUGUUCCUUGUGUCGCACGCGUUUGCGGCAGGCUCAGCAACUGUUUGUGCUAGCUAGGAGGACACAUCUUCAGAACUCCAAUGAGAUUGAAGAAAAAGUAGAAUUAGCCGUAAUGAAGCAGUCUGAUUUGGUGAAUUAUUCUGUGCCAAAAUAUUAUGCUGAUCAAAUAAAUGAGGAGUCAAAAGAUUCAAUAGGACCAGUACCUGGAACAUCAGAAAAAACCUAUCAAAGGAAAAUUAAUUCAAAAUCAUUAGAGAACCAACUUCCUAGCCCAGAUACUAAUAGUGACGAAAAUGUGGUGUUAAGGAGAUGCCUAUACAUUGUAGACAAACCAAGAAAAAAAAUUAAAAAUCUAUUUUCACAAGUGAUGCAUUAUACUGAAGUAGACCCACUAUUAACCACCACCGUGCCGCUUGAAACCUCUACUCCCUCAGAUUCGGAAAUUCCUCUUCCGAAUGAUAUAAUUUCAACUCCUAAUGUAAACUCAUCUAGCUUCAAAAAUUCACUUUUAGAAUCGUCGAAUAUAAAAAGUGAACCUCCAAAAAAGAAAAUCAUGCAGUCAGGCAAUAUUUACCCAUGUAAGAAAUGUGCAAUGGAGUUUAUUUAUAAAAGUAGACUGCAGUGGCAUAAUGCUCAUUGUCAUCCCCGUGUACGGAAAACAUAUAAUUGCAAGUUCUGUGGGAAGAAUUGUCAAUCCAAGCAAAAUUUGAUAUCACACACAAGGGUACAUACAGGCGAGAAACCAUACGAGUGCGCGGAGUGCGGGGGGUGCUUCAUAUCGAAGCAGACCCUCACGAGGCACAUCCUGGUCACCCACCGCAAACACAAACCGUACGUCUGCCAGACCUGCGGCAAGGCGUUUCCGGAGAAGGCCCCUCUGCGCGUCCACGAGCGCACGCACACGGGCGAGAAGCCGUACGCGUGCCACUGCGGCGUCAGCUUUGCUAAUAUCAGGACCUUCCAUCUGCACUUCCGCAGCGGCGCGCACCACAGGCGUUUAUAUUUUUUACAUCGUAAUGAAAGGAUUCCUUGUGUCUCCGUACCAGAUGUACUAAAUAAAGUAACGAAGGGGCUGGCGAGGUACGAUCGCUGGCCCAAGUCGGCCAGCUGCACGGCCGGGACCACGGAGACCACGCCCACGGUGGCCUCGCCCACGGGGACCACGCUCACGGAAACCACGCUCAGGGAGACCACGCUCACAGAGACCACGCCCACGGACACUACGCCCACGGACACUACGCCCUCAGUGACCACGCCCAAGGAGACCACGCAAAAGGAGACCACGCCCACGUUGACCACUCGCCCGAAGACCAAACAUCCGGAGGAGCGUCUGCACUGCCCCUUUUGCGGGGCGACGUGUGGUGAUAAGUGCCGUCUCCGCAGCCACAUGCGUGUGCACCUGAUGUUCGAAGUGGGCCAGUUCCCGUGCCCCGUCUGCUGCGAGACCUGCACCAGCCUGGACCACUUGGUGAUCCACCUGGACUACCACCCCGACAGCGAUUCCUGCCAGACCUGCAACGUUACCUUCGUCAACUCCAGGGAUAUGAAACGCCACAUCGGUAUAUUUCACGCCAAUACUAUUUAACGUAAGGCUAGUACCUAAGCGUAUUAUGUGGACAGCUGAGGAGGACAGGGUGAGUCCGGAUCAUAAAGUUAGUAUACCUAGCGGAAUAGAGAAACAAAGGCGAGCAAGCGUGAUG